This is a messenger RNA of Doryrhamphus excisus (bluestripe pipefish), 9145 nucleotides long. The record is from RefSeq and is a predicted model, not a curated record. Lineage: Eukaryota; Metazoa; Chordata; Actinopteri; Syngnathiformes; Syngnathidae.
AUACAGCAUCCAUAUCAAACUUGCGCGGGCCGCACUAACAUUAAACUUUCAUAUCAAGGCGGGGGCCUCAAACUAGUGUCCUGCGGGCCACAUUUGGCCCACGGGCCGCGUGUUUGAGACCCCUGAUUUAGAAGAUGUUGUAAUGUAACAUCUGUGACAUUGUUUGUUCCUUUAGGAGGUGGAGCCUGGGAAGUGAGCGUUAGCAUGGUUAGCACUGUGGAGAGUGCCGGUGACUGGCCUGAACUGCGGCUGACAGCAGCUCCUGUGUGAAUUUCUGUGAUGCCUUCGCAGUAAAUGGUUUCAAAACAGCAGCAGGGGCAACCAAGGGUUCAGUGUCUUGCCCAAGGGUACCGUAAAACGGAGUUAUAAGAGGCAGCGGGGUAAUAAGGGACAAUUUUCGGGAAAAUAUUUUAAAUGUAAUUCUGCCUUUUCAUGUUAAACAGGAAGCUGCUUUGUGUUGUUUUUUUUUGUUUGUUUGUUUUUUUGUUGUUUUUAUAUGCUUGAGUGGUUCAAUCCCGAGUUCAAUCCCACCCUCGGCCAUCUCUGUGUGGUACCCUGUGAUUGGCAGGCCACCAGUCCAAGGUUGUACAAAAGACUCGACUUGUUAUACCCUGUUCUGUUCUGGUUUAUUUCAGGCUAACAUAUGUGCGGGUGUAGCUCGGAAUUACUACGCUGGUCGGGUACCUGAAUGUGUCACGGCAGCUGCUAGCUUGGGGAGUUGAUGUCACGGUAACUGUUUCGCUCCACACGGACUUCGAGGUUGAUGCUAUAUAUAACUGUAUGCGUCUAUAAACCGCCACCUUUGAACCUCGAAGAAGAGCUCACGGUGUCAUUUAUCAGCUGAGACGAGUUUCCGACCGGACCGCAGAUCAUUCUGGACCGCUUUGGUGACUCCUGCAAUCAUUUCAUCUCUAUCUUGACUUGACUUUAAUAGGAUUUAACACAGUGGAUUGUGCUGGGAGACAGGAAUAUAUUGUCUGCGGCCUUCAAAGCAGCUUGACAAGGUAAGAUGGCUCCAAUGCAUACAUUUAGGACGUGGGUCGGCAACACGUGGCUCUUUGGCGCCGUCCUAGUGGCUCCAUGGAGCUUUUUGAAAAUUUUUUGAAAAUAAAAAAACAUGGGGGAGAGAAAUAUAUUUUUUGGUUUCUGUAGGAGGACAAACAUUCUUAAUGUUUGCCAAUGCUGUAAAAAUGUGUAAAGUAAAUAUUAAAUUUCAACAUUUCUGUCAACGAAGAUUUGCGUCAUAGCCUGCGACACACGUUUCUAUCAGCAGGGCGGGAUGCCAGGUAGGUGGCUGUUGUAAACAAACCGGCGGCUGUGUGAUGGGCAAUGGAUCCCAAAGGGAAAAAGAGAAAAAUAACCGAAGAGAACAGAGAAUUAAACGUUUCUUGGAUCGAAUCAUUUGCAUUCAUCGUAUUCAUCUUACAUACCCGAUGUUGAGAAGCUGACCAGUCAUGUCCGUAAACGGAAGUCACAUUAAACUGGUAAGAACACAAUCCUAUCAUAGGUACAUAUUUAGUAACAAAGUGAUUUCAAAGUGAACUAUUUCUGAUUUUUGUCAGUAUAUAUUUGGAAUGACACUUAGGGAUAUUAUUAUGUUUUGUUGUUCGGGUCCGACUUUUACAGGCAUUUACUUUGGACAGCUAUGUAGGGUGGGCUUACCUGACCUUUGAACCAGGAAGUUCGUCCGGUGUGAAAUGCCUCGGGGCUGGAAUGUUAAAAUAAAGUUGGUUGGGGCUAAUAUAGGCUAAUAUAGCUAAUAUAGAUACAUACAGCUUUGUUAUAGGGCUUAUAUAAGGCUUAAUAAUAAUAAUAAUAAUUUUUGUUUUUUGUUUUUUUUAGUCCAAUAUGGCUCUUUCAACAUUUUGGGUUGCCGACCCCUGAUUUAGGCUUAUACAUCAUUCAUUCAGGCCAGCCAAUCACAAGGGCACACAUAGACAAACAACCAUUCACACUCACAUUCAUACCUAUGGACAAUUUUGAGUCGCUAAUUAACCUAGCAUGUUUUUGGAAUGUGGGAGGAAACCGGAGUACCCGGAGAAAACCCACGCAUGCACGGGGAGAACAUGCAAACUCCACACAGAGAGUGGAAUUGAACCCUGGUCUCCUCGCUGUGAGGUCUGCGCGCUAACCACACGACCGCCGUGCCGCCGGCUUAUACAUGCUACAUAUGAAAAUGUAUUUCACAUGGGUAAUUAAUUCAUGGAUAGCAUUUAAUUUGGGUCAGCUUCCUCCUUGUGACACAACAGGCCUCAACAUUGUAAGCUAUUGUUUAGCGUGUAGCGGCAUUCCGGGGAAUGUGCCAAGCAGGGAAUGCAGAUAACCACAUUAAGGAGAGUCGUCAUGUGCAGAGAAGUGAGAGAUAAUCUCGUGUCGGUCUGCGUGCUGGAAGCCAGAACGGAACAUGGCUCCGGGACGGAGAUGGCAGGAUGGCGACGUGAUAAAGCGAAGAAUGUGCUAAUGAAGUGUCGGGAGAAAAAGCUAUUUUCACUGACUGGCGUUAUUUACCAUGCGAUCAAGCGGUGAGUGGAGUGGAGUGUUGAUUUUGUCGUGAUGUGUGCUUUGUAUGUGUUUCCACAACAAAACAAUAGAGAAUCGAUGUCAGCUGGACCUCCCUGAGCUUAUCGACACCUCACAUCAAUGAGGCCGCCGUUACCCGCGAGGUCACAUGACUUGGGAAACCAUUGAUUGAUUCUACUCAAAGUUAAACUUAAUGUUGGAACUUCUUUUUACACUUGGACGAUAGCUGUAGGAACGUUUGAAUAUUGAAUUUGGUUAUAAAGCAAACUUUAAGCACAAUUGUUUGCAGUGCUUGACUUAUUUUUACACUUUUAUGACAGCUAAGUAUGUUAGAAAGUAAAUGAAAAAUGCACAUUUAUUUUGUCAUCAGUUUUCGGGCCAGUACACAAAUGACACUACAGUUUGCAGCACUUCUUUUUACACUGCAAACGUAGCAAACUGCUGCCGUCUUUUGUCAUCAACGUUAAGAUCCCAAACGUGUUGCAUCAGUAUUUCAGCAGCGGUUCACUUAUUUUUACACUUGUAGGACCCACAUUUUCCGAUGGUCACUAAGUCAUAACCUGCUUUUGCUUGAGUCAUAUUUAUUUUGAUUAUUUUUUACACUUUAAUUUGUCUCCUUUAUACUGAAGCCUUUUUUAUUUAAAAAAAAUGUUUUUUAAUCAAAAAAUAUUUUUAAUUAUUUGUUUUAUUAUUUAUUGUUUUAUUAUUUUUUUGCACCAUUACUUAAGUCAUUAUUAAUUUAUUGUUUUUUUUAUUUUAUUUAAGUCAAUUUUAUUUGGUUUCAAUUACAUUUUUAUUUUUAUAAUUUUUUCAUGCCUUUAUGUUAGUUUUGAUUAUUUUUUACUCUUUUAUUAAUUUUAAUUAUAUUAUAAUUUGUUAUGCUUUGUUCAUUUUAAUUUGUUUUUAUUAUGGGUAUGCUUUCAUUUAAGGCAUUGAAAAAAAAUUGAGUAAUUUAUAUUUAUUUUUUUUUUUAUUUUGUUAAACUCAUCAUUAUUAUUAUUAUGUUUUUUCCUUUCAUUCAAGUUAUUUUGACACUUAAAGGCAUAUUUAUUUUUAAUUUUGUAUACUUGAAGGUAAUUUUUUACACUUUUAUUAAAGCAUUUUUAACAUUUUGUACAAAUUGUCAAUCAUCUUCUGAAAUAAGACAUAAUUCCAUGUUGAAAUUGCAUUGUAUUUUCUUUUAUCAAGGAAAUGAGGAAGAAAAUGAUAACGGCAUGCGUACAAAUCAUGGCAAAAAGAGAAUGAAAUAUCAAAAAGAGCACAACAUCCGAUAUUUCACUUAUACGUAACAAUAUCCAUACGGUGUACCGAGGAGGACCAUGACUAAAACAUUGCAUCAUUUUGACACUUUGAUACGUAAGGAUGACAGGCCUCAUGUUUAUUUCACGUCCUGUGAAUCCAAAUUUAUGAUGUUCAUAUUUUCUAUAGGUAGAAUUGUUUCCAUAUCGGAACAUCCUUCCAGUUGGAUCGCCUACAGACAUCCCACGAGGGUCCCCGCCGUGGUUCCAGUCCAGUCCGGCAGCCCAGAAUCCGUCAGGGUAGUGUAAUCACUCACCAUGAGUGUCUCGAGCGCCCGACGGUACACGUGCCAACGGAAUCCUGCAAUCAUGAGGCCUAAUGAGUGCAGACGAGCCCACUCACCAGCUGAUGGAUUGGCGCUGAGCGGUCCGGGGAAUGAGACCAUUCAAAUUGCACGGCGCGGACCCAUUUCCAUGGAGAGGGGAAGAACUCACGGCGUGAUAGAUGGCUCAAUCAUCCCGACAUCUCCGCCACCCUCGUCCUAUCGUACCUGCAUCCGCCGAGAGGUGCCGCCGAGGUGCACCAGCUCCGUGGUGUGUCUGGACAGGCUAUUUUGGCUGUCCGUGGCGGCGCCGCGAGAAAGACGAGCGGGUCAGCAACACAGGUCCACCUUGUUUGUUCGCCUUUGCGCGUCUUCGGUUAACCGGCAGCAUGAAGCAAAGCAAACUUCCGGGAGAUCCGAAGCGGCCAUGUUGGACGUCAGCCAACAUGGAGGACCUCCCUCAAAGCAAUCAGGGCAAAAGGUCACGCAAACUAUGUUGGCUCGUGCUGGGAACGACGUGAGAUUGCUGCCAUUCCCGAAGCCGAGCCCGGAAAACAAGCCGAGGCGGAAUGCAGAUGAGGCAUCCCUCGACAGCCGCUGCCUUUUCCAUCACACUUUCAAUCCCAGCCCAGGAGGCUCUGGAGCUCUUCAGGCCAGACUUCAUCAGCCGAUCCCAGGGUCGAGUGAGGAGGAUGGAGCAGAGGGCGAAGAGGAGGAAGAGAGCCCUGCGGGUCCCGGGUCUGGGAUGGGGCGGGGGCACACAAAGGACGAAUUGCACCACACCGGAUCCACUUAGCGGUAAGCAGUGAUCCGAUAACCUUUUCAAGCCGAGGGAAAGGUCUAUAUCAGGCAGAGAGAUGCAGCGCAGGUCCAGACGGAUGUACAACAAGCUGCCGGAGGUGGAGAAGAAAAAGCAGGAGGAAGAGAAGAGAGCAUCUUGGCAAGCCAACAGACUGAGAGCUGAGGUCUUUAAGAAGAAACUUCUGGAGCAGAUCUUGCAAAGAUGAAAAGAUGAUGCUGCACUGAACGGCAAAUGGACUAAGGACAACUUUCCCUGCGGUUCUCAAGUGUGACAGCUCGCCCACUUGACGUCGGAGCCCGGGUGGUUGAAGCCGUACGUCCCCCGCAACACUUCCCCGCUACAGCUUCGCCUUGACCGGGUCUCCAUUCCGGUUCCCACCAUGGGAAUGUGGCGGAGGUGGAAGAACUUAGUUUUUCUCGUCUUCGUCGCUGUCAUCUGGUGCCUGACCUCGGCUAUCGCUAACAUUGACGGCGACAUUUACAACACUCUGGGGGGAAGUGUCACUUCCAAGGUUGAACCACAACACCGUGGGACCACUGUACCGCUGCUGCUGAUGGGCCAGCACACUAAACCACUCAGCCAACUGGCCCCCGGGGGUUACCCUCCAUCACUGCGGCUGCUGGUGCCCGUGGAAGGCGAGCAGCUGGUCCUGCUGCUGGAGAAAAACGAAGGUCUCUUUGCCAGCCAUUACACGGAGACGCACUACCAAGACGACGGACAUGUUGUCACUGGCGCUCAGAACGUGACGAAGAACUGCUACUAUCACGGGGAGGUGCAGGAUCACCCCGACUCUGACGUCACCAUCAGCGUCUGCUCGGGACUUCGAGGCGUCGUCGCGCUUGAGAACAAGUCAUUCAUCAUCGAGCCGGCGUCUGGCCAAGAAACGGACGUACACUUCAUCUACCGAGCCGAGGAGCUGCGACUGACCCAAGGAGACUGCGGUCACGGGUUCAACAUGUCCUCUGUCGCACCCGAAGACCACUUGAAGAAGCCCUUCCAGUCCUUCCAUAAUAGGCAUAAACGGCACGCGCAGAAGACGACCAAAUACGUGGAGCUGAUCAUCGUCGCAGACAACAGAGAGUUUCAAAAACAGGGUAAGGACCUGGAGAAGGUGAAACAAAGACUGGCGGAAAUAGCCAACUAUGUGGACAAGUUCUACCGAGCACUGAACAUCCGUGUGGCCUUGGUAGGUCUGGAGGUGUGGAGCGACCAUGACAAAUGUCCUGUCACUCAGGAUCCCUUCGCCACCCUUCACGAGUUCCUCGACUGGCGCAAAGUCAAGCUGCUCCCCCACAGGCCUCACGACAACGCUCAGCUCAUAAGUGGGGUUUACUUCCAGGGCACCACCAUCGGCAUGGCGCCCAUCAUGAGCAUGUGCACGGCCGAGCAGUCUGGGGGCAUCGUCAUGGAUCACUCCGAGAACCCGCUGGGUGCCGCCGUGACGCUGGCCCACGAGUUGGGACACAAUUUCGGAAUGAAUCACGACACGCCGGAGCGCGGCUGUGGAUGCAGGAUGACCGUGGAUCGCGGAGGCUGCAUCAUGACGCCCUCCACAGGGUACCCAUUCCCCACGGUGUUCAGCACGUGCAGUAAGAAGGACCUCGCCGCCAGUCUGGAGAAAGGCGUGGGCAUGUGUCUGGACAACAUGCCCGAGGUCAAGGUGCUCUACGGGGGCCAGAAGUGCGGCAACGGCUACGUGGAGGAAGGGGAGGAGUGCGACUGCGGGGAACCCGAGGAAUGUUUGAAUCCGUGCUGCAACGCCACCACGUGCACACUCAAAGGGGACGCCGUGUGCGCCCAUGGACAGUGCUGUGAAGACUGCCAGCUCAAACCGGCGGGCACCGUGUGUCGGGAUUCGGGCAACUCCUGCGACCUUCCCGAGUUCUGCACGGGCGCCGACCCUCACUGCCCCGCCAACGUUUACCUCCACGACGGCCACGCCUGCCACGACGUGGAGGGCUACUGCUACAACGGAAUCUGUCAGACGCACGAGCAGCAGUGCAUCACCCUGUGGGGGGCAGGAGCCAAGCCGGCACCGGGGAUCUGCUUUGAGCGAGUCAACUCUGCGGGGGAUCCUUACGGGAAUUGCGGGAAGGAUUCCAGAGGCUCUUUUGCCAAAUGCGAUGCAAGGGAUGCCAAGUGUGGGAAGAUCCAGUGCCAGGGCGGAGCCAACCGUCCGGUUAUCGGAACCAACGCCGUUUCCAUCGAAACCAACAUCCCGCUCCAAGAGGGGGGUCGCAUCCUCUGUCGGGGUACACACGUUUACCUGGGGGACGACAUGCCAGAUCCUGGUCUGGUUCUGGCCGGUACCAAGUGUGGUGACGGCAGGGUGUGUCUGAAUCGCCAGUGUCAGAAUGUCAGCGUCUUCGGCGUGCACGAGUGCUCCGGGAAAUGCAACGGACGUGGGGUGUGCAACAACAAGAAGAACUGCCACUGCGAAGCACACUGGGCGCCCCCGUUCUGCGAGGGGGCGGGCUUCGGGGGGAGCAUCGACAGCGGCCCAACGAGAUUGGCAGCCCACAGCGUGCUCAUCGCCGUGGCCGUCCUGGUGGCGACCAGCGGACUUCUGCUCGCCAGCGCCCUCGUCUGCCUGAAGAGGAAACGUCUGCUGCGUCUGCUCUUCACCAAGAAGAAAAGCACCUUGGAGAAGCUCAGAUCCAUCGAGGCAAAGAGGCCCACCAGCCCAACCAGGACCCAGUCCACAUGUAGACCACUACCACAGCGGAAGCCCCCUCCCAAGCCGUGCGGAACCAGCAUUUACAAGCCUUCUUCCCUCCUGAGCGCCGAGCCUCUCCUCCCCCAGCACAAGUUCCACUCCCACAGCCUGCGCCGCCUGCCGCUGUACCAGCCUCUGCAUAUCAGCCAGCCCAUGCCCGUGUCCCUCGCCGUGGGACAGUCCACCCUGCCUCCCCUCCCGGCCCGACAGAGACUGGCACCGGCCCACCAAGCUUUCUCGUCGCCAGUGGGCGUGCCGCCUUUUCUGAGUCUGCCUCGCCAGCCGGCGUCUUACCGACCGGACCAGGACUUGGACAAGCCCAGUCCUCCCCGGAAGCCGCUUCCUGCCGACCCGCUUGGAAGAAGCUCUCGCGUGGGUCGGGGCUCCCCGAUGGCAGGCGUGCACACGGCGGGGAAAGGACUGUUGCCCGUCCCCAUCCCCGUCCCCGUCCCCACUGUACCCAGGCCUCCACCCAAUAUCCCUUUACCCAGCAGACCCGCACCGGUGUUGCCGUACAGACCGCCAAAGGCCCCCAAAGACGGCUGUUGAGCCUUGCUUUUUUUAUUUAAAAGCACCAGGAAGCUUUCCUGGUUUUUGCACUAAUCACUAAAAGGGAGGCUCGGCGGCCAUUGUUUGUUUUUUUUUUAAGACAGCUGGACUGUUGUUACGCCUCGGUGCUCCACCAGAGGGCGGUGUCACACCACCGAAUGGACUUAACGUGGUGCGACGUUUCAAGUCACGUGACAAAAUGUCGGAUAUUGAACGCCUUGGAAGCUAACAGAGGCUAAGCGUAAUGGACCGGUGAAUAAAAGGUGCUCUUUUGUCCUCGCUCAGUUUGCGGCGCCAGCAGCUGCAGGAGCUCAGCGUACAGCUGGACUCUGGCGAGGAGCGGCGUGUUUUUGUCGCAGCGUAGCAGCUUGGAGUAAAUGUUCUUGUAGGUUCUCAGAAGCUCCUCGUCGCUUUUGCUGUCAACACACAAAUUCGUGUGAGGUUCUGUGCCAGAAAGAGAAGGUGUGCACCAUCUCACCUGGGUUUCCGUUUGGUUUUAGCCAUGAGUUUUAUUAGCUGCAGGAGCAGGUCGGAGAAGCGUGACUCGAACAGAACAAUCAGCUUCAUCACUUCCUGGAGGUUCAGUCCUGAUGUCGAUGAGUCGGAUGCAGCAGGAGAAGACGGUAAAAUAUCUGCCUGGCUUCCCUGCAGACGGACACAAAAGAUGGAUGACAGGAUUUCCGCAUGAAUCAUCUGGAAAGCAAAACGGGUCUCCGCCAUGAUGUCCAGAGCCGCAGUCAGGCUCUUCUGCUUCGCGGCGCUGCUGUUCUGAGCUGCGGUGACACAAAAGCUGUUCUUCUAGAAUGGAAUGGCCUUUAUUGUCUUUAUACAAGAUGUACAACGAGAUUGGAGAGCUGCUUCUUUCAGUGCAAUAGUUAAGUUAAAAAGGUAUCCAUUAAUCGUCUACGCCCCUCCCUCACCCCCCACACCACCGCCAUCCUCGUCCAUAGCCUUGUCACUUCCUGCAUCGACUAUUGUAACGCUCUCCUCUUCAGCC